Messenger RNA from Rubroshorea leprosula, 616 nucleotides. Lineage: Eukaryota; Viridiplantae; Streptophyta; Magnoliopsida; Malvales; Dipterocarpaceae. The record is from the annotation of a GenBank genome assembly.
AUCACAACAAAAAUAUUUUAAAAACUUAAAAAUUUCCAAUGGAUCUAGUGUUUUCAAAGCCGCUUGUUAUGUUGCUGCUUGUGGUAUACGUUUCAGUGUCAGUUUUUCCACUAUCUCUUGCAGAAGCACCACAAGAAACACCAAUUACAGUAAAGCCAAACAACAUUUUUGAAUGCUUGGGGGAUUUAGUGAAAUCUGGAGGAUGCAUCAAUGCAUUGAGUAAGGCAAUUUCAGAUGGUAAUUUCGCGGAUCUGGGGAAAGAAUGUUGUGACACACUGACUGGCAUUGGGGAUGAUUGUUUGCCUAUACUUUUUCCCAACCAACCUACCAUCCCCACAUUAAUCAGAGCCAUAUGUGCUUUUAAAGAAGAGAAGGAAGCUCAAAAGGCAAACUGAACCUUUGAUUAGGCUGUGCUAGCGUGACUUUUGCACUUAAAUAAGUUAAUUUCCUUUGAUAUUUAGCAUAUGUUUCUUAGAUACUAUUUUUCACUAAUAAUUUGCUAGCUAAAAGCAAAUUUGUUAAGAACAAAUUGAAAAUGUAUUUGUUGUUGAUGAUGUAGAAUCAUAUAUUCAUACCACAUCAACACUCAUUUUAACAAUAAAAAAAAUUAUGUUUG